This is a messenger RNA of Moneuplotes crassus, 333 nucleotides long. The record is from the annotation of a GenBank genome assembly. NCBI's taxonomy places the organism in Eukaryota, Ciliophora, Spirotrichea, Euplotida, Euplotidae.
CUUAGUGUCUUAGUAUAAACAAAAUUUAAAAUGGAUUUCAGAAGCCUCAGGAGAAAACCUCUUGCAUCACUGCGAAGAUGAGUCCUUGACUGGGGCCGUAAAUAAUUUUUGGAAGAGCCAAAAAAAUUUUCCAGAUUUUGAAGUAUCAGAUUUGCUGCAUCCAGAUCCAAUGGUCAUCUUGAAGGCCCAUGGGUAAAUUUUCCCUUUUCCUCUUGGAUAGGAGGGAAUUUAAAAAAAGAGGAAGGCAAUUUAUUAUAUUCCACUUUUGGCUAUUUGGAUGAAGGGGUAAUAAUACAACCAUAAACUAGUCCUGAAAUCAUAAAAUUGGCGAAG